AUGCUCCGCCCAACCCUCCGCACCCUCCGCACCCUCAAAACCCUCACCACCACAACCACCACCCGCCUCCACUCCACCACAACCACCACCACCUCCGUCUCCCCCGAUGAACUCAAUCACUUCUCCUCCCUCGCCAGCUCCUGGUGGGAUCCCCAAGGCCCCUCCCGCGUCCUGCACCUCAUGAACCCCGUCCGCCACGACUUCAUCGCCUCCUGCCUCGCCGAAUCCACCCCCACAACCACCACCCCGUCAUCCCCCACAGACCCCAACAAAAGCAACACUCUCCAAUACCUCGACAUCGGCUGCGGCGGCGGUAUCUUCGCCGAGUCACUCGCGCGCACCAUCCCCAACACCUCCACCUCCACGAACCCAGCAUCCCACCCCCCAACCCGCACGCGCGCGGCCUCAAUAACAGCCCUAGACCCCAGCCCAACACUCAUCAAAAUCGCGCGCGACCACGCCCGUCUCGACCCAGCCGUGAACACGCACCUCCAAACGGGGAGAUUCAAAUACGUGAAUUCAACGCUCGAGGAAUACAUCCCUACCCUUACUACCACCACCAGCAGCCCCAACGAGAGCAAAUUCGACGUCGUCACUCUAUUCGAAGUAAUCGAACACAUUGAUAACGUGCCGGGGAGCAUAACGCCGCAGGGGUUCCUCUCGUCGUGUUUGUCGAUGGUGAAGCCGGGGGGUUGGCUAAUUGGGUCUACGAUCGCAAGGACGUUUCCUUCUUGGAUCGUGAAUCAGGUUAUUGCUGAGGCGCCGUGGCCGGUGGGGGUGGUGCCGAGGGGGACGCAUGAGUGGAGUAAGUUUGUGAAUCCGGGGGAGUUGCAGGGGUGGGUGCAGGAGGGGUUGAUGAGGGGGGUGGAUGGGAAGGCGGUUAGAGGGGGUGGGGAGGCGUUGGAGGGGAUGAGUUGGAGGUGUGAAGGGGUGGUGUAUUUUCCGGGGUUGGGGUGGAAGAUUGUGAGGGGGUCGGAGAGUUGGGGGAAUUAUUUUUGGGCGGUUAGGAAAGGGGGUGUUACUGCUGCUGGUGCUACUGCUACUGCUGGUGUUUAGGAGGGGGAAGGUUUGGGGAUGGGGUGUAUAUCAGUGUAUGAUAUGUGUGGUAGUGGUGGUGCAUUAGAUGGUGUUUUUUCAUUAUUAGUUCUGGUUUGUUGCAUUGGUGCUAAGCCUAGCUAUAGUU
Aspergillus sclerotioniger CBS 115572 is the source of this 1183-nucleotide messenger RNA. Its product is annotated as 3-demethylubiquinone-9 3-methyltransferase. The coding region runs from base 1 to 1056 and encodes 351 amino acids. The record is from RefSeq and is a predicted model, not a curated record. The transcript has a single exon. Gene Ontology annotation, biological process: ubiquinone biosynthetic process. Gene Ontology annotation, molecular function: 2-methoxy-6-polyprenyl-1,4-benzoquinol methyltransferase activity. NCBI's taxonomy places the organism in Eukaryota, Fungi, Ascomycota, Eurotiomycetes, Eurotiales, Aspergillaceae.